Molecule: messenger RNA, 7389 nt
Organism: Onychostruthus taczanowskii (white-rumped snowfinch)
Lineage: Eukaryota; Metazoa; Chordata; Aves; Passeriformes; Passeridae
Gene: MAP1B
Product: microtubule associated protein 1B
Exons: 8
Coding region: 1-7389 (2462 amino acids)
Biological process (GO): regulation of microtubule depolymerization; dendrite development; axonogenesis
Cellular component (GO): microtubule associated complex; microtubule; cytosol
Molecular function (GO): actin binding; microtubule binding
Source: RefSeq, a predicted model, not a curated record
AUGGCCACCGUAGUGGUGGAAGUGGACUCGGAGCCCUCCUGCAGCAUCCCCAACCCGACCUCCACCUCGCCCAGUCUCUCCCACCGCUUCCUAGACAGCAAGUUUUACCUGCUGGUGGUCAUCGGCGAGCUGGUGACCGAGGAGCACCUGCGGCGGGCCAUCACCGAUAUCGAGCGAGGAAUCCGAUCAUGGGACACAAACUUGGUCGAAUGCAACUUGGAUCAAGAACUGAAACUUUUUGUUUCUCGCCAUUCAGCUCGAUUCUCUCCUGAAGUUCGAGGUCAGAAGAUUCUUCACCACAGAAGUGAUGUCUUAGAAACUGUAGUCCUCAUCAAUCCCUCAGAUGAAGCAGUUAGUACUGAGGUGCGCUUAAUGAUCACAGAUGCUGCAAGGCACAAGCUCCUUGUUCUAACUGGCCAGUGCUUUGAAAACACAGGAGAGCUCAUUCUUCAGUCAGGGUCCUUCUCCUUCCAGAACUUCAUUGAGAUUUUCACGGAUCAAGAGAUUGGUGAAUUGUUGAGCACCACACAUCCUGCCAACAAAGCCAGCCUAACUCUUUUCUGCCCUGAGGAAGGGGACUGGAAAAAUUCCAACCUUGACAGACACAACCUUCAAGACUUCAUUAAUAUUAAACUCAACUCAGCUUCCAUAUUGCCUGAGAUGGAAGGACUCUCUGAAUUCACAGAGUAUCUGUCAGAAUCAGUAGAAGUGCCAUCACCUUUCGACAUUUUGGAACCUCCAACCUCAGGAGGUUUCUUGAAGCUCUCCAAACCCUGCUGUUACAUUUUCCCAGGGGGAAGAGGGGACUCUGCAUUGUUCGCAGUGAAUGGAUUCAAUAUGCUUAUCAAUGGAGGAUCUGAAAGAAAAUCUUGUUUUUGGAAACUUAUCCGGCACUUGGACAGGGUGGAUUCUAUUCUGCUCACUCACAUCGGAGAUGACAAUCUGCCAGGAAUCAAUAGCAUGCUUCAGCGAAAGAUAGCUGAACUAGAAGAGGAACAGUCUCAAGGGUCUACUACCAACAGUGACUGGAUGAAAAAUCUGAUCUCACCUGAUUUAGGAGUUGUGUUCCUUAAUGUACCUGAGAACCUGAAGAACCUGGAUCCUAAUUUUAGAGUAAAAAGGAGUGUGGAAGAAGCUUGUUUUACUCUCCAAUAUUUAAAUAAAUUGUCUAUGAAACCAGAACCUCUUUUCAGAAAUACAGGAAAUACCAUUGACCCUAUAAUUUUAUUUCAGAAAAUGGGAGUUGGCAAACUUGAGAUGUAUGUGCUUAAUCCUGUCAAAAAUAGCAAAGAAAUGCAAUAUUUUAUGCAGCAGUGGAGUGGUACUAACAAAGAUAAAGCUGAAUUCCUGCUACCAAAUGGCCAAGAGCUAGACAUUCCAUUAUCCUAUUUCACCUCUGUCUCGUCCCUGAUUGUGUGGCAUCCAGCUAAUCCUGCAGAAAAAAUAAUCAGAGUUCUGUUUCCUGGAAACAGCACCCAGUAUAAUAUUCUAGAGGGACUAGAAAAACUCAAACAUUUAGACUUCCUUAAACAGCCAAUGGUUACACAAAAAGACCUAACUGGGAACAUUGCUAGUCCAGCUGUGAAACAAGCGAAAUUGAAACAACGAACAGAUAGCAAGGAGAGUCUGAAGCCUGCUGCAAAGACACCACCAAGUAAGCCUGUCAGAAAGGAAUCUAAAGAAGAAACACCAGAGCCUGUGAAGCCAAGUCCAGUACCAGAAAAGCCUCAGAAGCUGGAAAGCAAAGAAAAAGUUCCAGUUAAAAAAGAAAAACCAGCAAAAGUAGAGACCAAACCAAUAGUGGUGGAAAAAGACAUAGCAAGUAAGGAAGAACAACUAGUGAAAUCUGAAAAUCCUGAAAAACAAAGUACAGAUGUAAAACCAAAACUGUCGAAGGAGAAGACAGUGAAAAAGGAAGUCAAACCAAAACCUGAAGAAAAGAAGGAGGACAAAGAAAAACCAAAGAAAGAGGUUUCUAAAAGAGAAGAGAAAACACCCAUCAAAAAAGAGGAAAAACCAAAAAAAGAAGAGAUCAAGAAAGAAGUUAAGAAAGAGGUGAAAAAGGAAGACAAGAAGGAAGCUAAAAAGGAAAUAAAGAAAGAAGCUUCAACAAAAGAAGCUAAAAAAGAAGCUAAAAAAGAAGAGAAGAAGGAGAUCAAGAAGGAAGACAAAGAAGCCAAAAAGGACAUCAAGAAGGUUCCUAAAGAAACAAAGAAGACAGCUACUCCUUCAAAUGAAGCCAAAAAGCCAGCAGCAAAGCCUAAACCACAAAAGAAGGAGGAACCUGCUAAAAAAGAAGCAAUACCUGCUGGAAAGCCAAAGGAAAAAGGAAAAGUUAAAAGUGUGAAGAAGGACCUCAAAGUCAGUGGAGCACAAGCUGCCCUUGCAGCAGUUGGAGCCACAACUGUAGCAGCUGCAGAAAUUACAGCCGGUGGAAAGGAGCUUGAGGCAGAAAGAUCCCUUAUGUCUUCACCAGAGGAUUUAACAAAGGAUUUUGAGGAAUUAAAAGCUGAAGAAGUAGAAACAAUAAAAGAAACAAAAUCUGAAGUUGCACUUAUAAAGGAUGAUCUGAAGCUCACUGGCACAGUACAAAAAGACACCUUUGAAGUACAAAAAGAAAAACUGGAUAAUGAAGGACCUGCUGAGUCAUCUGAUGAAGGCAUAACAACCACAGAGGCUGAGGGUGAGUGUGAACAGACACCUGAAGAAUUGGAACCUGUGGGAAAACACAAGGUUGAUGACAAUGAAAAGUUUGAAGAUGAGGGAACUGGCUUGGAAGAAUCAUCUGAAGCAGAUUAUGAAGAAAAGGCAGAAACAGAAGAAGCUGAAGAACGAGAUGAAAAUGAAGUAGAAAAAACACAACUGGAUGCCACAAAACCAUAUGUGGAAGAAUCAAGAAAAAUUCCAGGUGGCUCAGAAAAAGUAAUGACUCAAGUAGAUACUAACAUUAAAGAUGAAAAUUAUAUUGAAAAGGCAGAUUAUGAGGCAUCUGAUGAACGAGCUGAAGAAGACAGGGAAGAAGCGAUAGAAAAGGCAGAAACUGAAGAGACUGAAGAAGAUGAGGAAGACAAAGCAGAAGACAUCAGAGAUGAAGAAGAAACUGAAAAAACAGAAGCUGAAGAAGAUUACGUGAUGGCUGUGGUAGACAAAGCUGCAGAAUCUGGUGAAACUGAGGAUAAGUAUGGCCUACUCAUAAUUACACCAACCAAACGCUCAGAGUCUCAGUCUCCUGUGAUUGAACCAGCUUCUUCUAUCCAUGAUGAGACACUGCCUGGUGGUUCAGAAAGUGAAGCCACUGUUUCUGAUGAAGAAAAUAGAGAAGAUCAACCUGAGGAAUUCACUGCUACUUCAGGUUACACACAGUCCACCAUUGAAAUAUCCAGUGAACCAACUCCAAUGGAUGAAAUGUCAACACCCCGAGAUGUUAUGAGUGAUGAAACUAACAAUGAGGAAAGCGAGUCACCCUCUCAGGAGUAUGUGAACAUUACCAAGUAUGAGACAUCACUCUACUCUCAAGAGUUCAGCAGAGCUAAACUUUCUCCACUUCCAGAUGCUUUUAAUGGGUUAUCUGAAGGAUCCAAGACAGAGGCCACAGAAGGUAAGGAUUAUAAUGCCUCAGCUUCCACCAUCUCACCACCCUCUUCAUUAGAAGAAGACAAAUUCUGCAAAUCUGCAUUCCAAGAUGUAUACCGGCAAAGAGAAAGUGAAAUCCAAGGCACUGACAAAUUAGAAAUCAGAGAACCCUACCAAGAAGAUGGUGGAAAACAUAGUUCAGCCAAGAGUCCAGCUGACAGUUUGUCCCCUCCAUCGCCUGUUGCCAAAACACCACUGAGUGAACGUAGAGUGAACUUUUCACUCACUCCCAAUGAGAUCAAGGCUCCUUCUGAGUCUGUCCCUACUGCUAAAUUGCCUGAUGUACACCAAGAAGUUGCUGAAGAGCACUGCACGAGCCCUGAAGAUAAAACAUUAGAAGUAGCAUCUCCAUCACAGUCUGCUGCUGGUAGUGCUGGCCACACACCUUAUUAUCAGUCUCCCACUGAUGAAAAGUCCAGUCAGCUUCCCUCUGAAACCAGUGAAAAGUCAACAGAAGCCCCUGUUAGCUUUGAGUUCAGUGAAGACAAAGAUGAGUCUGCAAAAUGCAGAAUAAGCCCUAUGGAUGAGCCUGUGCCAGAUUCAGAAUCUCCCAUUGAAAAGGUUCUCUCACCUCUGCGGAGUCCUCCACUGAUAGGUUCAGAGACCGCUUACGAUACAUUUUUGAGCGCUGAUUUAAAGUCUCCCACCAGAGACUAUGGAAGUCCUUCUGAGGGGAAACCUGAAAAAGAAAAAUCACCUGUUCAGAUGAGCCCAGCUUCUGAAGCAAGCUCUGUGGGCCUCUUCCAAGAAAAACAAGAUGAAAAAAGCAUGGAGUUUAUGGUAAUUAAGGAAGGCUUCAGCCUGGAAAGGAAAAUGGAGGAUACAGAACCUAGCAGCUCCCAGUCUUCACUGGUCUUGGAUGAGCGGAAGUUAGCAGGUGAUCUCUCACCAACUCAAAUAGAUAUCAGUCAGUUUGGCUCUUUAAAAGAAGAUACUAAAAUGUCAAUUUCUGAAGGCACUGUCUCUGACAAGUCUGCAACUCCUGUUGAUGAGGUUGUUGCAGAAGACACCUAUUCCCAUAUAGAAGGAGUAGCUUCUGUCUCUACAGCAUCUGUUGCCACUAGUUCAUUUCCAGAACCAACUACUGAUGAUGUAUCUCCUUCCUUGCACGCUGAGGUUGGUUCUCCCCACUCUACUGAAGUUGAUGAUUCCCUUUCCGUGUCAGUUGUACAAACACCAACAACUUUUCAGGAAACAGAAAUGUCUCCAUCUAAAGAAGAGUGCCCAAGGCCUAUGUCAAUUUCUCCACCGGAUUUCUCACCUAAAACUGCAAAAUCAAGAACACCAGUGCUUGAUCACAGAUCUCCUGAGCAGUCAGCUAUGUCAGUAGAAUAUGGUCAGGAGUCACCUGAGCAGUCUUUAGCAAUGGAUUUUAGUAGGCAGUCUCCAGAAUAUCCUGCUCUAGGCACUAGUGUACACCAUAUCUCUGAAAACGGACCAACGGAAGUAGAUUAUAGCCCUUCAGAUACACAGGAGUCUCCUUUUGCGCAGAAGAUUUCACCUGUGGAACAGUCAUCUUACUCUCAAGAGAAAGAUAUUUCAGAAAUUAUUUCAGUUUCUCAAAUUGAAGCUUCAUCCUCAACUUCAUCAGCUCACACACCUUCCCAGGUAGCUUCACCACUGCCAGAGGAAGCUUUUUCAGGUGGUGUUACACCCAGAGAGAUGUCACUGCAUUCUUCUUUUACCUCAGAAAAGGUGCAGAGCCUGGGAGAAAAGCUGUCACCAAAAUCUGACCUGUCUCCACUAACUCCAAGGGAAUCUUCUCCCCUGUAUUCUCCUACUUUUCCAGAUUCACCUCCUGCAAUCACAGAAGCAGUGUCAGCUAGUCACACACCUCUGCUGUCACAAGUGUCUUCUGUCAAAGCCUUUGGUUGUCAGGAACCCCUAUCAAAGCACAGUCCAGAACCUUUACUCAGCCCAGAUAAAGAAGAUUCAGAGAAAAGCAGCAGGUCACCAGAAGAACUUAGUUAUUCAUAUGAGGCCAGAGAGAAAAGUACAAGGUCACCAGAGAAUAUCAGCUAUUCCUAUGAGGCAGUCGGAAAAUCUACUAGAUCACCUCAAGCCAUGGAUUAUUCCUAUGAGACAAGCAGAAAAACUACUAGGUCUCCUGAGACCACAGAUUAUUCCUAUGAGAUCACCAGGAACACUACUAGAUCACCCGAGGGUACAGACUAUUCAUACGAGAUAAUUGCAAAAAAUAUGGGGUCAUCUGAGGUCACAGAUUAUUCUUAUCAGAUAACAGGGAAAACCACCAGGUCACCAGGGGCCACAGAUUACUCCUAUGAGACAGCUGGGAAAACCACCAAAUCACCUGAAGCCACAGAUUAUUCCUAUGAGUUAACUGGGAAAGCUACCAGGUCACCCGAUACUAUGGAUUAUUCCUAUGAGACAACAAGGAAAGCCUCUAAGUCACCAGAAGCUGUUGGCUACUGCUAUGAGACAACUGGGAGAACCACCAGGUCAUCAGAGGCCAUGACUUACUCUUAUGAGACAACUGAGAAAGCCUCCAGUUCACCUGAAGCCACAGAUUACUCGUUUGAGACAACUGGGAGAGCUACCCCUGGGAGUAAAUUGUUAGCAGAAUCCCGUCAAGAUGUUGACUUAUGCCUUGUGUCUUCUUGUGAAUAUAAACAUCCCAAAACUGAACUUUCACCUUCAUUUAUCAACCCAAAUCCCCUUGAGUGGUUUGCAAGUGAAGAACAGUCUCAAGAUCAAGAGAAGCCACUAACUCAAUCUGGGGGAGCUCAGCCUCCUUCUGGGGGAAAGCCGCAAGCACGGCAGUGUGAUGAAACUCCUCCCACAUCUGUGAGCGAGUCUGCCCCAUCUCAGACCGAUUCGGAUGUUCCCCCGGAGACUGAGGAGUGCCCUUCCAUCACUGCAGAUGCUAACAUUGACUCAGAAGAUGAGUCAGAAACCAUUCCAACGGACAAGACAAUUACCUACAAACACAUUGACCCACCACCUGUCCCAAUGCAGGAUCGCAGCCCUUCCCCCAGGCACCCUGAUGUUACCAUGGUUGAUCCAGAGGCUCUGCCAGUUGAACAGAAUUUAGGUAAACCUUUGAAGAAGGACCUCAAAGAAAAGACAAAGACAAAAAAGCAGGGUACCAAGACCAAGUCAUCUUCUCCUGUUAAAAAAAGUGAUGGUAAAUCAAAACAAGUGGCUUCACCAAAGCCAGCUACAAAAGAAUCUUUAGACAAAAUUUCCAGAACAGCUUCUCCAAAAAAGAAGGAAUCUGUGGAGAAGGCAACCAAAAAUAUCUCUAAUCCAGAGCUGAAGUCUCGAGUGGAAGAGAAAGAUAAGGAUACCAAGAAUGCAGCAAAUACAACAACAUCCAAGUCGGCAAAGACUGCAACCACAGGACCUGGGAAUACUAAGGUGGCAAAAUCUACAGCAGUGCCUCCAGGACCUCCAGUGUAUUUGGAUAUGGUGUACAUUCCCAACCACAGCAACAGCAAGAAUGUUGAUGUUGAGUUUUUCAAGAGGGUGCGGUCAUCCUACUAUGUGGUGAGCGGGAAUGAUGCUGCGGCUGAGGAGCCAAGUAGGGCUGUUCUGGACUCCCUGCUGGAGGGCAAGGCGCAGUGGGAGAGUAACAUGCAGGUGACUUUAAUCCCAACCCAUGACUCAGAAGUGAUGAGGGAAUGGUAUCAAGAGACCCAUGAGAAACAGCAGGAUCUCAACAUCAUGGUUUUGGCAAGCAGCAGCACUGUUGUUAUGCAAGAUGAGUCUUUUCCUGCAUGCAAGAUUGAGCUGUAA